AUGUCAAAAGUUCAAGCCUCUGUCGUUAAAGUUCCAGACAGUGAACUCAUUGAAUUUCUUCAACGUUACAUUCGACGUAAGAGGAAAUAUUAUGCCAUCGUUGAAUUUAUACAGUCAGGAAUGCAAAAGACUUCUGAGGAGAUGGAAAGAAUUAUUGACAAACACCACUUACGUCAAUACUCAGGAGUUUACGAUAUGAAACGACUUACAAACUACAUUCUGUCAAAACUUUCAAAAUACCCCUUCAAAAAAUAUCCAUCAAACACUUUAUUAGUUUGUGAUGAUUUCGCUGGUAAAGGUUUAGUGUCAAAGCCUGACUCACCAUUAGCUAACAUCAUAACUAAAGUCAGACAUUACCACUUAACUGUAGCAAUACUUAUGCAAACAUGGCGUUUUCUUGCUUUAAACAUAAAACGUCUCAUAACUGACUUCGUUAUCUUUCAAGGUUUCUCACGUUAUGAUAUUGAACUCAUUUGGAAACAGUCAGGUAUAACAUUACCUUUUGAAGAAAUUUGGGAAGCAUAUAAGUCUCUCAUCUCUCCUCGUUCAUACCUUGAGAUUCAUAUCAUGACUAAUACCAUUAAAGUCAAAAAUAUUCCAUGGGAACGACCAACAUUGUUUUAA
Trichomonas vaginalis G3 is the source of this 624-nucleotide messenger RNA. RefSeq names its product protein of unknown function, DUF4106 family. NCBI's taxonomy places the organism in Eukaryota, Parabasalia, Trichomonadida, Trichomonadidae. Bases 1 to 624 code for a protein of 207 amino acids. The record is from RefSeq and is a predicted model, not a curated record. The transcript has a single exon.